AUGCGCCAGUACUCUCGCGCAGCUGUCGCUGCUCUGGCAGCAGCCACUGCCAACGCGGCCUCUCUCUCCGAUAUCUGCACUGUCUCUAACGUCCAGUCUGCCCUUCCUUCCAAUGGCACUCUCCUCGGUAUCGACUUGAUCCCCUCUGCCGUCACUGCCAACACCGUCACCGACGCCUCCGCCGGCAUGGGCAGCACCGCUACCUACGACUACUGCAACGUCACCGUCACCUACACCCACACCGGCAAGGGUGACAAGGUCGUCGUCAAGUACGCCUUCCCCGCCCCCUCCGACUUCGAGAACCGCUUCUACGUCGCCGGUGGUGGUGGCUUCUCCCUCUCCAGCGACGCCACCGGCGGUCUCGAGUACGGUGCUGCCUCCGGUGCCACCGAUGCCGGCUACGACGCCUUCUCCUACAGCUACGACGAAGUCGUCCUCUACGGCAACGGCUCUAUCAACUGGGAUGCCACCUACAUGUUCGGCUACCAGGCUCUCGGCGAGAUGACCAAGAUCGGCAAGCCCCUCACCCAGGGCUUCUACGGCCUCUCCACCGACCAGAAGAUCUACACCUACUACGAAGGCUGCUCCGACGGUGGUCGUGAAGGUAUGAGCCAGGUUCAACGCUGGGGAGAUGAAUACGACGGUGUCAUUGCCGGUGCCCCGGCCUUCCGCUUCGCCCAGCAGCAGGUGAACCACGUCUUCCCCGCCACCAUCGAACACACCAUGGACUACUACCCUCCCCCUUGUGAACUCGAGAAGAUCGUCACCGAGACCAUCUCCGCCUGCGACCCUCUCGACGGCCGUACCGACGGCGUCGUCUCCCGUACCGACCUCUGCAUGCUGGAAUUCAACCUCACCUCCCUCAUCGGCACCUCCUACUACUGCGCCGCCCAGAACUACACCUCCCUGGGCUUCGGCUUCAGCAAGCGCCAAGCCCAAGGCAGCUCCACCAGCUACCAGCCCGCCCAGAACGGCACCAUAACCGCUGAGGGUGUUGCCCUGGCCCAGGCCGUGUACGAUGGUCUGCACGACUCCGAGGGCAACCGCGCCUACCUGUCAUGGCAAAUCGCCGCGGAGCUCUCCGACGCCGACACCACUUACGACUCGACCACCGACUCCUGGACCCUCGACAUCCCCUCCACCGGCGGCGAAUACGUCACCAAGUUCGUCCAGCUCCUCAACAUCGACAACCUCGAGAACCUCGACAACGUCACCUACGACACCCUCGUCGACUGGAUGAACACCGGCAUGAUCCGCUACAUCGACAGUCUGCAGACCACCGUGGUCGAUCUGACUGAUUUCCAAAAGGCCGGUGGAAAGAUGAUCCACUACCACGGAGAAUCCGAUCCCAGUAUCCCCACCGCCUCAUCGGUGCACUACUGGCAGGCUGUCCGUCAGGCCAUGUACCCUAACGUGACCUACACCGACUCCCUCAAGCAGAUGUCCGACUGGUACCAGCUGUACCUGAUCCCGGGUGCUGCCCACUGCGGAACCAACUCCCUCCAGCCGGGACCGUACCCUGAAGACAACAUGGAGAUCAUGAUCAAUUGGGUCGAGAACGGUGUUAAGCCUUCUCGUCUUAACGCCACCGUCUCCUCUGGUACGUAUGAGGGUGAGACCCAAAUGCUGUGCCAGUGGCCCUCUCGCCCUCUCUGGUCUAGCAACUCUACCUUUUCUUGUGUGCAUGACCAGAAGUCCCUCAACACUUGGGAUUACACCUUCGAUGCUUUCAAGAUGCCUGUCUUUUAA
Aspergillus sclerotioniger CBS 115572 is the source of this 1749-nucleotide messenger RNA. Its product is annotated as putative tannase. The record is from RefSeq and is a predicted model, not a curated record. Bases 1 to 1749 code for a protein of 582 amino acids. Lineage: Eukaryota; Fungi; Ascomycota; Eurotiomycetes; Eurotiales; Aspergillaceae. The transcript has a single exon.